AUGGCGGGCAGCUCAAAGAAACCAGUCAAUAUCUUCAGGUUGAAGCAUCUACCUGAGCCACGAGAGGUCUUCAAUUGGAGACUGUGGUUUGCCGUGACAUCCUUCGGCCUCAUGGGUGCAGCUCGUGGCGUUGAUGAGGGCUUGAUCUCGGGCGCCUUCAAUUCUAAGGAUUUCCAGAAGACCAUCUAUUACAGCUCAUACAGCCUGGUGGAACAGGCAAAUAUCAAAGCCAAUGUGUCUGCUAUGGUCCAGAUUGGCUCUGUUGGUGGUGCGCUCUUCGCAUUCUUAGUUUGUGAUCGCAUUGGCCGUCUCUGGGCGACCCGUCAACUCUGCGUUCUGUGGGUUGUGGGUAUUGCCAUGUUUAUGGGAGCAAAUGGAAACUUAGGUGUCGUCUACGCCGGCCGAUUUAUUGCUGGUCUGGGUGUGGGACAGACUGUCGUUGUUGCACCUGUUUACCUCGCUGAAAUUGCCCCCGCAUCUAUUCGAGGUCUUUGUACUUGCGUCUUCACCGGUUUUGUGUACCUGGGAAUCGUGCUUGCCUAUUUUGCCAAUUACGGCUGCCAGGUCAAUCUGGGCGAUUCGACUCACAAACGAUGGGAGGUACCUACUAGUCUUCAUAUCAUGUUCGCGGGCAUCAUCUUUAUCAUGUCAUUCUUCCAGUAUGAAUCGCCUCGCUAUCUUAUCAAAGAUGGUAAGGAUGAGGUGGCAUGCAAGACUCUUGCCCGUCUGCGCGGUCUUCCGCUUGAUCACGAAUAUGUGGUCUCUGAAAUCUCGGCUAUUCAAAUUGCACUGCAGACAGAAAAGGAGGCAACAAUGGGAGCUGGCUGGCUUGGUAUUCUCAAGGAGAUAUUCCUGGACACAAGUAACUUGUAUCGACUCUAUAUCGCUUGCAUGGGUCAGAUUCUGUCUCAAUGGUCCGGGGCUGGAUCCAUUACCCUCUACGCCCCUGAUCUGUUUGAACUGCUUGGCGUUACUGGCUCCAAUGAGUCGCUGCUAGUUACGGCCGUCUUUGGUAUUGUCAAGCUGGCAGCAGCGAUCAUCUGUGCUCUAUUCCUUGUCGAUGUCAUCGGUCGUAAGCGCGCACUACUCAUCGGCAUCACGCUGCAAGCCAUCUCGAUGAUCUAUAUUGCUGCCUUCCUCACUGCUGUUCCCGAAAUGGGCAUAGUUAAAAAGUUUGUUCUGCCAGAGUCAAAGAAAGGCGCCAGUCGCGGUGCUAUUGCCAUGAUUUUCAUCUCUGGUUUUGGCUGGGCGCUCGGUUGGAACUCGAUGCAAUACUUGCUCACGGCCGAGCUAUUUCCGCUGCGCAUCCGUGCCUUGUCAACUUCAUUGUCUAUGACAUUGCACUUUGCCAAUCAGUACGGUAGUUCACGGGCACUCCCAAACAUGCUGCUGUCAGCUGCCAAUGGCGGCCUCACGCCAAAAGGCACUUUCUGGUUCUUCGCGGCAGUCACUGUCAUUGGUGGUCUCUGGGUAUGGUUCAGCUUGCCGGAGACAGCUGGACGGACACUAGAGAGCAUGGAUCGUCUGUUUCAGCUUCCUUGGUAUAAAAUCGGACUGCAUGGCAAUCAGGAUGCCAAAGAGCGGGAUGAGGUCAUUUCGGAGAAGGAGAGGAUGGCUGAGGAGACGUACACCACUGUCCAGCACGUCGAAGAGAAGACUGCAGACCGCUCCACCCGAGUCUAA
Molecule: messenger RNA, 1683 nt
Organism: Penicillium canescens
Lineage: Eukaryota; Fungi; Ascomycota; Eurotiomycetes; Eurotiales; Aspergillaceae
Exons: 4
Coding region: 1-1683 (560 amino acids)
Biological process (GO): transmembrane transport; carbohydrate transport
Cellular component (GO): membrane
Molecular function (GO): carbohydrate:proton symporter activity
Source: RefSeq, a predicted model, not a curated record